Molecule: messenger RNA, 330 nt
Organism: Knipowitschia caucasica
Lineage: Eukaryota; Metazoa; Chordata; Actinopteri; Gobiiformes; Gobiidae
Source: the annotation of a GenBank genome assembly
AUGCCUUUUACGGCUGCAGUCAGUUUUGACCUGACUGAGCUCAGGAAUAAAGUAGCAAAGAUUAAAGUGAAUCCAAGAGGAAAUCUGUGGGCAACGGGACAUUUCAUGGGUAAAAAGAGCGUGGUGGAUGCCCCCCUGAUGCCCUCCUCACGGAUCCAGAGGAUGGAUGCUCUUGACAUGUCAGAGCAGAGCGCGCUCACAGACAUGUUGCAGGAGUUUCUGCGGAUGGCGAUGGACACGCAGAUGGAAACACAAGAGAGCCGUUCUAAAGAUUUGGAGUCGAAUAUGUUGCUGGAGAUUUUACAAAAUUAUUUACAAAACAGAAAAUGA